AUCACUUUCCCAUUUCACUCAAAAAUCAUUUUUAUUUUCUCUUGUGUUUGUGGAUUUCGAAGAGAUUUUGAUUAUGUUCUCAUAAAUAAAAACUUUCUGUUUGGAUGCCAAUAAAAUUGAGUAACAGAAAGGAAAAAACCAAAAUUUAUUUAUUUUUCUCACAUUUUGUUGAACAAAAAGUUAUCUGGAAAAUGGCGCAUGAAAGUAUUGGGAUAGCCAGAGAUGUCACUGAAUUGAUUGGUAAAACUCCAUUGGUAUACCUGAACAAUGUGGUGGAUGGUUGUGUUGCUCGAAUUGCUGCUAAGCUUGAAAUGAUGGAACCCUGUUCUAGUGUCAAAGACAGGAUUGGCUAUAGCAUGAUUGCAGAUGCUGAGGCAAAGGGUCUUAUUACACCAGGAAAGAGUGUCCUCAUUGAACCUACAAGUGGAAACACUGGGAUAGGGCUAGCAUUUAUGGCUGCUGCCAAGAGAUACAGGCUUAUCAUUACAAUGCCUGCUUCAAUGAGUCUUGAAAGAAGGAUUAUUCUCCGAGCAUUUGGGGCUGAGUUGGUUCUCACGGAUCCUGCUAAAGGCAUGAAAGGGGCUGUACAGAAGGCAGAGGAGAUAUUGGCUAAGACACCCAAUGCAUACAUGCUCCAGCAGUUUGAGAACCCUGCGAACCCAAAGAUACACUACGAGACCACUGGACCAGAGUUAUGGAAAGGUUCGGGAGGCAAAAUUGAUGCACUUGUUUCUGGCAUAGGUACUGGUGGUACCAUAACAGGUGCAGGCAAAUAUCUGAAAGAGCAGAAUCCCAACAUUAAGCUUUAUGGUGUUGAACCAGUUGAAAGUCCUGUUCUUGCUGGAGGAAAGCCUGGUCCGCAUAAGAUCCAAGGAAUAGGUGCUGGUUUCAUCCCUGGUGUUUUGGAAGUCAAUAUCGUUGAUGAAGUUGUUCAAGUAUCAAGUGAUGAAGCUAUUGAAACUGCAAAGCUUCUGGCACUGAAGGAAGGUUUACUCGUGGGAAUAUCAUCCGGGGCGGCUACUGCAGCUGCAAUUAAAAUUGCUAAGAGACCUGAGAAUGCUGGAAAACUCAUUGUUGCGAUAUUUCCGAGCUUCGGGGAAAGGUAUUUGUCCUCAGUGCUGUUUGAAUCUGUAAGAAAGGAGGCAGAGAGCAUGACCUUUGAGCCUUGAGCUAUCCGCUGGUUUUAGACAAAGAUUAGGAAUUUUCCUUGGCUGAAUCCCAGCAGUUUUAAUUAGGAUUUUCACACUACAGCUAUGUUUUUCCAUUAAUUUUAGACCCAUUGCGACAUUAAAAAUUUCUCCAUGGAUGUGCUGCAAUAAAGUUUUCAGUAAUUCUAUU
Messenger RNA from Durio zibethinus, 1338 nucleotides. Its product is annotated as cysteine synthase-like. Lineage: Eukaryota; Viridiplantae; Streptophyta; Magnoliopsida; Malvales; Malvaceae. Gene Ontology annotation, molecular function: cysteine synthase activity. The record is from RefSeq and is a predicted model, not a curated record.